Molecule: messenger RNA, 1514 nt
Organism: Rhododendron vialii
Lineage: Eukaryota; Viridiplantae; Streptophyta; Magnoliopsida; Ericales; Ericaceae
Product: protein RETARDED ROOT GROWTH, mitochondrial
Exons: 7
Coding region: 234-1373 (379 amino acids)
Source: RefSeq, a predicted model, not a curated record
GGGUAGAAGUUCAGAUAUCAUUUUGAAAAUUUUCCAAAAUUAGGGCAAAGAGAGCCUCUCUAUUUUCUCCCAUCUCCUCCUCCUCCUCCUCCUCCUCCUCCUCCCUCCCACAACGUCCAAACACAGCCUUACACCCCUCUCCUUCUCUGUAGAACCUACGAAAUACAACAGUUACCUGUAAACUCCGUCGCAGAGAGAGAGAGAGAGAGAGAGAGAGAGAGCAAUUCCAGUGAAUGGGGAGAUGGAGAGCUUUCCUCACCCUCUCAAACAUCGCCAGAUUCCACAAACUCUCGUCUAACCCUAACAAUAACUCCUCCCCUCGUCACCUCAAUCCUCUCGCUCUCUGGCUCGCUCCCAACUCCGCCAGAACCCAAUGCUUUUCUAGUUCCAGGGGAUUUUCCGCUGCGGCCCCAUCUCCGUCCCCCUUCUACACUGAUGAAGAAGAACUAGAUUAUCGCGGGGCCUAUGAUUUCGGUGACAACCAUCACGAAGAAGAUGCGGAGGCCGGAAAGAUCCCUAUCAAAUCUUAUUUUCUUUGCACCAGUAUUAAUUUGAAGAGCAUGCACGCUGAGAAUUCAAGAAAUGUUAUUCUUCCUACCUCUCGCUCAUCAAAUUAUAUUGCCCUCAGAUUCUGCAAUUUCCCUUCAGAUGCUACUGGCAUUAGAGUUGAAGAGAACGGGAGCUGCUGCCGGUAUAUGGUUGUUUUCCAGUAUGGGUCUGCUGUCUUGUUUAAUGUUGAGGAUCCUGAAGUUGAAUCUUAUUUGGGUAUUGUGAGAAGACAUGCUUCUGGAUUACUUCCAGAGAUGAGGAAGGAUGAUUAUGCAGUAAAAGAGAAGCCAUUGUUGGGUGAGGAUAUGCAGGGAGGACCUGAUUAUAUUGUUCUGAAAAAUCUGGACGCCGAUAGUAUCCGCAUAAUUGGAAGUGUGCUCGGGCAGAGUAUCGCUCUGGAUUAUUUUGUAUCACAGGUUGAUGGUAUUGUCGAAGAAUUUACAGAUAUAAACCGUGGAAUGGAAAAAACUGGUACUUUUACAAUGCAGAGGAAGAAGCUUUUUCAGCUUGUGGGAAAGGCAAAUUCAAGUCUGGCUGAUGUGAUUCUCAAAGUUGGUCUUUUCGACAGGUCAGAAAUUGCUUGGAGAGAUGCGAAGUAUGCUCAAAUAUUUGAGUAUCUUCGAGAUGAGUAUGAGGUCACGCAACGAUUUGGCAACCUUGAUUUUAAAUUAAAAUUUGUGGAGCACAACAUUCACUUCCUUCAAGAAGCCCUACAAAACAGAAAGUCGGAUCUCCUGGAAUGGUGCAUCAUAUUCUUAUUGAGUAUAGAGAAUGUUAUCUCUGUGUAUGAGAUUAUUCACGAAUCACCUGUGGUUUCAACGUGAUCAGAAGGUACACAAUUUUCUUUUUGACAUUCAAUUGAAAUUACUGUAUCAAUCUCCAGCCAUACAGUUCGAGCAAAGCAAUAUCUAGUUUUGUAUUCAGUCACCUUGGUAUAAUGGCAAUAGUUCUCCCUUAUUUGAUUC